ACCCCUUUUUCAAAGAUGACGAAAGACAUAGUUAGCGAAAUCAUUGAUGACCACAAAAUCAUCAGGAAUCUUGCGCAACGGUACGAAAAUGAAAAUAAUACGGAUGAGCGUCAAAAAAUCGCAAACACCGUAAUUCGCGAGAUCGCAGUUCAUUCAGCAUGUGAGGAAAUUAACUUAUACCCCGCGUUUGAAAGGCACUUUACUAAUGGCAAGGAAAUCGCGGAUCAUAGCCGCGAAGAACAUCUCCAGGUCAAAAAAGAUCUUUACAAGUUGGAUUCAAUGAAAGUCACUGAUAAUGGAUACCAUGAAUUAUUCGGAAAGAUGUUGAAGGAAUUAGUACACCAUAUUGAUGAAGAAGAAUCCGAUUUCCUGCCGAAGUUCAAGGAGACCAUUUCUCAAAAUGAAUUAGAAAGUUUGGGUGCAAGUUUUGCCAAAACUCGUGUUACUGCUCCAACUCAUCCUCAUCCUAGUGCACCUGACAAACCACCAGCAGAAAGUCUAGCCGGAAUGACAGCCCUCCCUCUUGAUAAAACACGUGAUGCCGUGCGAGACUUUGUUGAUACCGGACGCGAUAAGCUUUAAAAUUGUUCUCCUUAUAUUUAUCUUUCUUUGAGUGUUUAGGAAAUUUUAGUGUUCGAUAUAAUUUUUUUUUUUAAUAAAAAUGCUUAUGUCUUAAUAUAAAUGAAUCAAUAAUG
Messenger RNA from Rhizophagus irregularis DAOM 181602=DAOM 197198, 695 nucleotides. NCBI's taxonomy places the organism in Eukaryota, Fungi, Glomeromycota, Glomeromycetes, Glomerales, Glomeraceae. The record is from RefSeq and is a predicted model, not a curated record.